AUGCAGCUCCUUAGUAAUUUAAGCGCUCUGUCGGCAUCAACCACAACAGAGAGAGUUCAGCCAACUGGCACCCGUAAGAUUCACUACAACGCACUAGGCGACUAUGAUUUUGUCCUCAAGACACCAAAGCCUAUUAAUAUGUCUCUGGCGCUACCACACUAUCGUGCGCGCAAUCAGCCGGUAGACCACCGUCUGGCCAUGUUCGUUAGUACCGAGACGUCGCCCAUUAAGCUUAAAGUUUGUCGGUCUAUGCCUCGCUGCAGGUUUUUCCUUGACAUCCGGACUAGCUCUUCCAACGUGACCCUUUGGUUGCCCUCGGAUUUUCGCGGUCACAUUCGUUGCUCGGGCACUCCAUCUUUCUCAGCCGGUUUCGUCAACCGCAUGAUGGCAAAUGUCCGGGUGAAUGAGGCAAUGUCGAUUAAUGACAAUUGGGAUGGCGAUGAAGUAUGGGUCGAUACCUGCGGUCCGGUGACGUUCAGGAUGUGGGACGUUUACACCAAUGCUCCAGAGAGCCAGCCCAAAGAAACGUUGAAACGCCUUUUCAGUUCGACUUCUAAGAAAUUACCGGAGAAGAGCAUUAAUUGGGAUUUUCUUCUUGAUGAUUAA
Messenger RNA from Suillus paluster, 606 nucleotides. RefSeq lists its product as uncharacterized. The record is from RefSeq and is a predicted model, not a curated record. Lineage: Eukaryota; Fungi; Basidiomycota; Agaricomycetes; Boletales; Suillaceae. Bases 1 to 606 code for a protein of 201 amino acids. The transcript is spliced from 3 exons.